Gloeophyllum trabeum ATCC 11539 is the source of this 1014-nucleotide messenger RNA. RefSeq lists its product as uncharacterized. The transcript has 4 exons. Gene Ontology annotation, biological process: DNA integration; DNA recombination. Lineage: Eukaryota; Fungi; Basidiomycota; Agaricomycetes; Gloeophyllales; Gloeophyllaceae. Gene Ontology annotation, molecular function: DNA binding. The record is from RefSeq and is a predicted model, not a curated record. The annotation marks the transcript as partial.
UGCGACGACUGGUACUUGGACGGAACCUUCAAGCCAUCGAAUGUGACACGGAGAACCUUCAACUACGCCAUGAAGAUACGUGCUUCCAUGACGUAUGGUUUUGGGCGCUUUGGUCGACGUGGUACGUUGGUCUGGGAUCAAUCCCGGUCGCGUAAUGGGAGAUGGCGAGGAAAUCCUUCAAUCUCAUAUCAAGUAAGCUCGUAUAUGGCAUCGCUGAAGAGGCGAAAAGUUCAGAACGGUGAAACGCCCACAAGCGCUCGUGCCAUUACGCCGGAGAUCAUGGCGCAGCUUUACGAAGUCAAUAAUCUCUCUGCUCAGGCUGAAAUCCUGGAGAUCGAUCGACGCUCGGGGAAGAAGAAGUCCCAUGAUCAGUGGGGCGGGGGACGACUACGGCGCUGUCUUCACUGCAUGUAUACGUUUGCCUUUUCCUGCCUCCUUCGUUUCGAUGAAGUCCUAAACAUCAAAGCCCAUGAUGUUAUCCCCGAUCCCAAGCAUAAGCGUCUCAUUUUGCGACUUUCACAGCGAAAGAAUGCGCAGUUUGGGGACCUCGAACCCUUCUACUUAUAUAUCUACCCUGAAGAGGACGCCCAUCUAUGUCCAUAUCGCGCUUAUGCCGAAUGGGUCCACGUAUCCGGGAUAACAAAAGGGUAUCUCUUUCGUAAUUUCAGGUCUCAUGAUAGAAUAUGUCGGACGAAUACAAAAAUGCCCUCGCGCAGUUUCUUGGGGUAUUUUCGUCACAAUCUUCUCGACGUCAAGCGAGACCCUGUACCGUAUGGGACGCAUUCGUUCCGACGCGGAGGAACUCAGUGGCUGCACUGUGACAAACGGUGGGGUAUUCGGAAAAUCUGUGAGUGGGGUGGUUGGGCAACGACUCUCCCACCUACGAUUGUCUUGCGAUAUCUCAUUUCGUACGUCGAUGACCCGAGGGAGCGUAGGGAGGACUUCAUGGACUUUCGUCGUAAGCCUACUGUAGUUUGUCCUAACUGCGGGCGUAGUUGCCAUUGCUCGUGGUAA